AUGACUCAAUCACGGAGUAGUGAAUGCAAUCGAGGCCAGUUUGAGCUGGUGCCGGAUGAUCGGCUGGACAAGCUGGCCUCUUUGGCCAACUCUGAAAAAGUUAUCAACGAGAUGAUUGAGUACGUCGACAUCGCGGGACUUGUAAGGGGUGCCUCGAAAGGAGAGGGCCUGGGCAACCAGUUCCUGGGAAACAUCCGCAAUACAGAUGCAAUCGUUCACGUUAUUCGAUGCUUCGAUGAUGAGAACGUUACACAUGUGGAUGGUAGCGUCGACCCUGUGCGAGACAUUGAAACAAUCAGCCUGGAGCUGAUUUUUGCAGAUGCCGAUCAGUGCGAGAAGCGUCUGAAGAAGGUGGAGCGGGAGGUGGUCGGACAGGUCAAAGGUGCUAAGGAAGAAAAGGAGGCUUUGCAGAAAGUCCUCAAGGUGCUCGAGGAGGGCAAGCCGGCUCGUGCAGCAAAGCUCUCCGAGAAGGAAGAGCUGGCCCUCCAGGCUCAAAAGACAAAAGCAGAACUAAACGACGCUCUCUCCGAGGCUCUCUCCUCUCUUUGCUUUUUGUCAGAGGACUUGUCCUUGCUUUCCAUGAAGCCGGUGAUUUACGCGGCCAACGUCUCCGAGGAGCGAGAGCGAGAGGACACGGAUGAGGCCGUGCGGGAGCGCCCGUUUUUUCUGAAGGAGGAGUUGGCCGAAGGCAACCAGUACGUGAAGGCCCAGCAAAGGGCAGUACAGGAUUUUGCAAAAGAGACCGGCGAUCAAGUAGUGGUUGUGUCAGCUCAGGUCGAGGCUGAAUUGAAGUCUUUGGAUGCAGAGGAGGUGCAAGAUUAUUUGGAGUCAUUGGGUGUCAAGGAGAGUGGCUGUGGCAGCUUGGUUCAGGCAACAUACAGGACGCUCGGCCUUCGUACUUAUUUCACUUGUGGCCCAAAGGAGACGCGGGCAUGGACCAUCCAUGCCGGCUGGAAAGCUCCAAAGGCUGCCGGUGUCAUCCACACAGAUUUCGAGAAGGGGUUCAUCAAGGCAGCGACAGUCAGUUAUGACGACUUCGUACAAUGCGGCUCAGAAGAGGCCGCAAAAGAUAAGGGCAAGCUUCGCAUUGAAGGAAAAGAGUAUGUGGUACAGGAAGCUGACGUGAUGCACUUCCGUUUCAAUUGA
Messenger RNA from Symbiodinium sp. CCMP2592, 1146 nucleotides. The record is from the annotation of a GenBank genome assembly. Lineage: Eukaryota; Dinophyceae; Suessiales; Symbiodiniaceae.